Messenger RNA from Phlebotomus papatasi, 2944 nucleotides. RefSeq names its product protein FAN-like. Bases 89 to 2842 code for a protein of 917 amino acids. Gene Ontology annotation, molecular function: protein binding. The transcript has 6 exons. Lineage: Eukaryota; Metazoa; Arthropoda; Insecta; Diptera; Psychodidae. The record is from RefSeq and is a predicted model, not a curated record.
UUUUAUGUAAAAACUUCAGUGUGGUGCAAUACGUACAAGUCUGAAACAUUCCGUUUUGUGUGUUGAGUUUCUUUUGUGAUUUUUGUGGAUGAAAACAUCGAUGGAGAGAGAAAGAUUUUCACUGCUUCUACUCGAGCCGGGAGAGGUUUAUUUUGAGGAUUUCUCCGUGAAUCUCCUGAAGCCGGUGAUUGCAGAUGAGACUCGUCGAGUGGGGCGCUUGAAACUCUGCUCCAAGUCCCUGGUGUACGAUCCCCGGGAUGUGUCUCAGCCCAUUGUUAAGAUGCCGUUCAAGGAGUGCCGGAACAUUAGCAUUCCGCCAGUGUCUCUGCAAAUGCGCGAGACCAAUAUUCUCACAAUCAGCUGUGAUCAGCACAUUGAGAUGCUGGAAAAUAACACAAUAGCCCCGUACAGAUUCCGUGAUGAACCCAUGCAAUUCAUCUUUGAGUUCAAUUACGUUAGAGUGGAUGAUUGCCUCACGAAGAUCAGUCAACUGUACAGAGCUUCCAGUUUGCAGCCCUGUGAACAAAAUAGCAUGAUAGCCACAAUUGUCUACUCCCGGCACAAUCGCCUCAAAUUCGAUCUGCUGUGGCUGGAGGAUGUUUGCGAGGAGGUCAUCAUUGAUUUCCAAGUGGACGAAAUUGCGCCCCUUGUCGUUAAUCCCGGACGACUCUUGUUGUCCAGCAAAGCCAUCUACUUCCAGCCUUACAACAACAUCCAUCCAUAUCUGGUGAAGAGGAUCAGGCUAAGUGACAUUACGAGCUUCCUGAAGCGCAGAUUUUUGCUGCGUCAAGUCGGCCUGGACAUCCAAUGGAAGACUCACGAGAAGACUGAUCAACUGUAUGUCUCCUUUCGCAGAGACAGCGACAGGGAGGCCUUCUACGAGGCCACAAGGAAGCAAGAGGAGUUCACAUAUACCGACCCAGAGCCCGAGAGCAUGAUUCUCAAGUGGCAAAACGGACUCAUAUCAAAUUACGAUUAUUUGCUGUAUUUAAACAGACGGGCUGAUCGCACAUUUCAAGACUUAACACAAUACCCAGUUUUUCCUUGGGUAAUCAGUGACUACAAAUCUGAUCAUCUUGACCUCACCAAUCCCAAAACAUUCAGAGAUCUGAAAAAGCCAAUUGGUGCCUUGAAUCCUGAGCGUCUUGAGCGACUCAUUGAGCGCUAUGAGGAAAUGGCUAAACCCAAAUUCCUCUACGGCUCUCACUACUCUACUCCAGGCUUUGUCCUCUUUUACCUCGUACGGAAGUACCCCAAACUCAUGUUGUGUCUCUGUUAUGGGAAAUUUGACCAUCCAGAUCGGAUGUUCAACAAAGUUGAGGAAGUUUUUAACAAUUGUCUCAAUAAUAUGAGUGAUUUCAAGGAGUUAAUCCCGGAAUUCUAUGACACGGAAGCCAAAGGGGAUUUUCUGGUGAAUGCUUCAAAGAUCAAUUUUGGCUGUCGAGCUGAUGGGACUACGGUUAAUGAUGUAAUUUUGCCACCAUGGGCUAAAAACAGCCCAGAAGUGUUUGUAAAGACAAUGAGGGAAGCCCUGGAGUCAGAGUAUGUGUCACAGAAUCUCCAUCAUUGGAUCGAUUUGAUUUUUGGCUACAAGCAACAGGGACAGGAAGCUGUAGAUGCAAGGAAUUUGUUCUAUUUCCUCUGCUAUGAAGGUGCUGUGGAUCUGGAUGAAGUGACUGAUAUGGCUCAUAGGCAUGCUCUCGAAGUGCAAAUAUCGGAAUUUGGACAAAUUCCCAAUCAACUCUUCACGCGACCUCAUGUUCCGCGUGUUGUGACAAAUCCUCAGGCAUCUGCCCUGUCGCCAAGUGUCCCAAAAUCUCCGGAGAAUGAGGAGAUGCCUCUACUUAUGGAUCUCACGUUAAAGGUGAAAUAUCAAGCGCACAAAGAUGUGAUCACUUCUGUUGUUGUCGAUGGAACAAAUAUAAUCUCAACGGGAAAAGACGGAGUACUCAAAUGCUAUGACUUCGCGAAGCAGAAGCAACUGAGGAGUGUUCGAGUGACUUCAAUGCCAAUCAGUUCCUGCAUCAAAUUGCCAGGAGCCAAUGUGGUUGUUCUGGGAUCUUGGGAUAAUACAAUAAUGUCCUAUGACUUGGACUACGGAAGGACAAUCAAUAAGAUAGCAGCUCAUGAUGAUGCUGUAUCCUGUUUGGUGUACAUAGACUCUUUGGGAUUGGUGGUGUCUGGAAGCUGGGAUUGUAGUGUCAAAAUCUGGAAGGGUUUCAGCAGUGACUCUUCAUCAUCCUUCAGGAUGUCAGAAUCUAUGAAAGCAUAUCUUUCCCUUGAAGACAAGGUCGGAUGCUUGGACGCUCGGUGCAAUGAUGGGAAAAUAAAUGUUGUGAUAGGGAAUGAUCUGGGAGAGAUAAUUCUUUGGACUUUGGAUGUGUCCAUUGUCAAUAAAUGUCCAGAUCCCAGUGAAAAUACUGAUCAUUCUGCAAUAUUGUCUACGACUUCUCCCAUUUGUGGCAUAUCCUUCAAUGGGGACGGCACAAAAGUGGCCUUUUGCGAUGAAAUGGGCAUUUUUCGUGUUAUCUACAUAUCUGACCAUCGUACGGGCACAGUGAUCUUCCAGAGGGAGCUCUGCAGUAGCACCUUCACCUGUCUCAAUUGGUCACUCAAUGAGACUCAGGUGCUCGUGGGUGAUGAUCAGGGGCAGAUUCAUGUGUGGGAUGUUUGGUGUGGGAAGAUGUUUAGUGAAUUGGAGGCGUAUAGUGGGCCCAUUUGGUACAUCACACGAACGCAGGACAAGAAGAAGAUCAUCACGGCAGGUUGUGAUUCGAAAUGUGAGACAUGCAUUAAAGUCUGGAGUGCAAAUUACGAUGAGGACGAUAAUCUUCUGUUAUAGUAUUUUAGGAUGUGUCUAAAAUUUUUUUUUAAGAUUUUAUUGUAAAGUUCUGUAAGAGCAUUAAAAAAAAGUCUGAAGAGAAAUAUAAUUAUUUCAUCAAGA